UGUAACUAUGCAUUAGUUCCUUUUCUUCUUAGCAGAAAAUGCUAUUCUUGUGGAUGCCAAUGGAAUAAACAAGAACAUAAGUUGUUGAUAUCUAGAAAAUCUUAUGCAACAAAGGCUAUAAAAUUGGAACAAGAAGAAGAGCCCCUCAAAGCUGUUGAGAAUAAGAAGAAGGGAACUGUUGCAGGCGCGGUCGCUCUUGUUAUUGGUACUAGCAUUGGUUCAGGGAUUCUUGCUCUCCCACAGAAAGCUUCUCCUGCUGGAAUUGUUCCAAGUUCGAUAUCGUUGAUAGUAUGCUGGGGAUUUCUCCUAAUCGAAGCACUUCUACUUGUCGAAAUCAAUGUGAAUUUGCGGAGAAAGAUGAGGAAAAAUGAGCAAGAGAAUGAAUUAGAGAUCAUCUCUAUAAGGACUAUGGCUCAAGAGACACUAGGAGACUGGGGUGGAAUUUUAGCCACCAUUACCUAUGUUUUCUUGGGUUACACUUCCAUGAUUGCAUAUUGUUCCAAGUCUGGUGAGAUCCUUUUUCAUCUCAUCAAUCUUCCUGAAUCAGUAUCAGGCUUCUUGUUCACUGCACUCUUUACUCUGCUCAUCUCCAUUGGUGGGACGCGGACAACUGAUCGAGUUAAUCAGUGGCUCACUGCUUCAAUGAUAGGUUUGUUAUUAGCAAUUGAGGUGGUGGCAGUUGUGCUUGGAGGAUGGUCAGGAUUGGAUGGAAGUGGGAACUGGGGAAAAGUUCCAGCGACAAUUCCCGUGAUAAUUUUUUCUCUGGUAUAUCAUGAUCUAGCACCCGUUCUUUGUGCUUAUUUGGGUGGUGACCUUGCACGAUUAAGGGUUUCAGUUUUGCUUGGUAGCCUAGUUCCGUUGCUAGCGUUGCUUAUUUGGGAUGCGAUUGCUCUCGGCCUCUCAGCUCAGACUAACCAAGUUGUUGAUCCUGUUGAAUUGCUCAUGAGGCAGAAAUGGAGUGGUAUUUCAUUUAUGGUAGAAGCCUUUUCACUUCUGGCAGUAGGAACAUCAAUAAUAGGGACACUCCUGGCUUUCUCAGAGUUCUUCAAGGAGCAAUUACAGAAACUCUCAUGGGAUUCUCCCUCUACACAAAUGUCAGAGGAGUCAGAGGAGUUCUCUGGGCUGAGUAACUGGUGGGGAAGGAAUAAAAUCAGCUUCACGGCAAUGGCAAUUGUUAUUGCUCCAACUCUCUUCGUCUCAACAACCGUUCCAGAUGUAUUCUCAGCUGCCACAGACAUUGCUGGGGGCUACUGUAUGACAAUGCUAUUUGGAGUCCUGCCGCCAGCAAUGGCGUGGGCGGUGCAUCGUCAGCAACCGGAGGGUGCUGAUAGAGAGGCAUUAUCAAGUGUAAAGCCUGUAGUUUUUGGGGCAGGGCUACUAGCAUGUUGUAUUGUGGUGGAGCAAAUCUUGCUGGAUUUUUCUGUAUUUCAUCCCUGAAAGGAUAAAGUAAACUAUUGCACAUAGUGUGUUCUCCUAUAUCUAAAUGUAAAGUAAAUAAUAU
This is a messenger RNA of Pistacia vera, 1501 nucleotides long. RefSeq names its product tyrosine-specific transport protein-like. The transcript has 7 exons. The annotation marks the transcript as partial. Gene Ontology annotation, biological process: amino acid transmembrane transport. The record is from RefSeq and is a predicted model, not a curated record. NCBI's taxonomy places the organism in Eukaryota, Viridiplantae, Streptophyta, Magnoliopsida, Sapindales, Anacardiaceae.